Molecule: messenger RNA, 1848 nt
Organism: Mobula hypostoma (lesser devil ray)
Lineage: Eukaryota; Metazoa; Chordata; Chondrichthyes; Myliobatiformes; Myliobatidae
Gene: ubap1lb
Product: ubiquitin associated protein 1-like b
Exons: 6
Coding region: 1-1368 (455 amino acids)
Biological process (GO): ubiquitin-dependent protein catabolic process via the multivesicular body sorting pathway
Cellular component (GO): ESCRT I complex
Molecular function (GO): ubiquitin binding
Source: RefSeq, a predicted model, not a curated record
AUGCUGGGAAGUCAAAAUCAAAGUAAAAUUUAUUACCAAGCAACCUCAACUUAUUUGGAUGAAGUACCUUUUAAAAUUUCUCAAAAGUUCCAGACUAUUGCCUUGGAAGAACUUGGAAGUUCCUCAUCCUUUCCCUAUGUGCCUGACUACACUGAAAUACUGAAGCAAGCACAGUAUGACUUUACACUGGAAAAGAAGGUAUUGAAAUGGGUGAAAGACCGACUGCUACAGGAACCUCCAAGGAGCAUUCCAACAUGUCCACCAUUUUGGCUUGCUUUUACUGAUCUUGAGGGCGAAGAUACUGAUGAUACAAAUAGUGAAUCUUGUCAGGCCAAACCUCAGAGGGGUCACAUGGUUUUGAGAACCAGAAGGUGUAGGAGUUUCAGUGUGACCGACAUUAAACAUGUUUGCUUAAAGGGUGCAUAUGUAUCAGACUCAGAAAGUGAUGAUGGGUACUCAGAGGAUGAUGAACUCUCAUCAUCAGAUGAAAAUGAAAAUCAGAAGCUUCCCUCAAUACCAUUUCUCAGGAGCAAAUUUAGUGUCUAUUCCAGAUUCCUAGAUGUGAGACCAGCCUCGUCGCCGGAUAAUCCUUCCAGAAGUAGACACAAUGAGAGAUUUUCUAAUGCCAGUUUAACAAGGCUGCCUCACAUCUCAGGACUGAGGCAUUCCUCUCUUUGUAACAACACUGAAGGUGAGGAAGAGGGCAGGAGGGAUGGAUCAAGUUGGUCACCAGCAUAUGGACCAAGAAAGCCUUUGAGAAAAUUUACCUGUCAGCACCCAAACAACAAGAACAGCAGAAAUAUAAAUUUGGCAAAAUGUAUUGUUGGAAGCCCACCACUUUCCUCUGCCCAUUAUCACAUGGAAAGGUCAUCCAUGAAUAGAGCAAGACCGCCAUUCAGAAAACACAAAGAACCAUUUCAGCUGCUUAGAAACAAUUCCUGCCUUCCAGCGCCCCCGAAAACUCCGAGACCUUUGAGUUCUCGCAAGCCUCUCCCAGACUCGACUGCUGAUCUGCUAUUGGCGCUCAGUCAAAAAGAACAAGACCUGAUUCAGCCAGCUAUGAGGCAGGGUUAUCCAAUAACCAGAGUGAUAUGGGCUGUCCAGAACGUUGGACAAAGCAGCACAGAACAGAUCCUCAAGUAUCUGAGUGUGUGGGACCGUCUCUGUAAGGAGGGCUAUAAGGAGAGACUUGUGGAAGAAGCUAUGGAGAUUUUUCAGAAUUCUGAGGAAAAGGCAGAGGAGUUUUUGACUCUCAUGACACAGUUCGAUGAGAUGGGUUUUCAACACGAAGAUAUUAAAGAAGUUCUACUCAUCCAUAACAACCACCGGGAAAAGGCCCUCGAGGAACUUAUGACACGCUCCAGAUAGAAAAAGAAGGUGCUAUGUUUCACAUUACCUGGUUUUGGUACUUCACACUUAAGUGUUUUAAUCCCACCAGUAACCUUGGAUAUAUUUAAUGGAGAGUUUAAAAAUUCAACUGGCCUACUUGAAUAUCUGUUUAAUAUGUCCAUCCAAUUAAUUAUUUUUAACUAUAUAACAAUAUUUAUCUGUGCUCAUGAAUGCACGGUGCUGUUCACUGCUUGCCCUGUUGAAUGCUGUGAAAUUGGGUUUAGUUGUUGCUAUCACAAGGGGUUAUCAAAAUGUGAGUUUAUUUAGUGGAGGCAGAGUCAGGACAGGGAAGCGAUGGAAUGAGGUGCCACUUGUCACCAUACAUAAGGAACGUGGUAAACCUGCAGGUGAAGAAUAAGAACCAAAAGGGUAUGGUCCCGGGGGGGACCUUCAGUUACUGGAAGGAGAAACAGAGUUUGAAACUCAGAGGAAGAGAAACAGAGUCACAACUUGGCCUGG